Oncorhynchus keta (chum salmon) is the source of this 1997-nucleotide messenger RNA. RefSeq names its product ssu-2 homolog, tandem duplicate 1 (gene ssuh2.1). Lineage: Eukaryota; Metazoa; Chordata; Actinopteri; Salmoniformes; Salmonidae. The record is from RefSeq and is a predicted model, not a curated record. Gene Ontology annotation, molecular function: heat shock protein binding. The transcript is spliced from 14 exons. The coding region runs from base 393 to 1997 and encodes 534 amino acids.
UACAGUACCGGAACGCCCACCACUACACUGAACAUGCUCGUCCGGCGUGCGUGAGAGCACACUGCAAAGAGGAUAGAAUAGAGAAACCAAAACUCUUCAACUCAGAAAAUGUACUCUAUGGAAGAUAGCAAAUUUUUUUUUUUUUAUGAACCCCGUCGAAUGUUGGAGCAAAGUAAUUAUAUGGCAGUUUUGUAAAAACAAAAUCUAUUUUUUUCCCGGGCGUGGUUUGCACUCAGCAUUCCUUGAUACAUGUCAUGUGACCGAGGAUUAAUUUAAACAGUACAUUAAAAGGGGCUGGAAUCGGGUCAGGUUUAGAGAAAGUCCGUCGUGCUUCUUAUGCAGUAUAGCCUGUCCAAGUGUGUUUAGAUAGUUUGAAAUAAACAAACCAGGGUAUGGACGAGAAGGAUGACGACCAGCUUGGGGCGUUUGAUCCCAACAUUCCAGAGGAGGGUCCAUCGGCGCCCCCUCCUGGCUGGCUGGACUGUGUGACAGGGUACGACGAGCCCAAAGGGGGAGACACAGGAGACCAGCUGUACCCUCCUCCCCCUGCCUACAACCCUCAACCUGAGAAUGACAGGAAUGCAUCCGUCCCUAACGUCAGGGUACCUCAAGUGUCAGAGAGUGUGGCUAGGGAAGCUCUCCUGAAGUUUGUGGGCUCCAAGUGGUCCAAAAGCAGCAAGCCUGCCAGAAACCUGACCUUCAAGGAGUUACAACCUAUCACAAUGUAUCGGUAUCGUUUGGAGACAUAUACUGAGUCCAGAUCCAGUGCCUGGGAGAUGGAGCCAUUUACUGGCCAGGUGGUAGACGGACCUCAGUACGGGAUGAGCCCACCUCCGUGGGACGUCCCGGUGCAACAGCCGCAGAGAUACAUCGAUGUGAUCCUGAAAGUGCGUGUCCCUCACUCCUCCUUUGUAAAGACGUGCCACCGAUGCCAUGGCUGUGGUAGGACGCGCUGCACACACUGUGCAGGGAGGGGAAAUAGGCGGUGUCCGUUCUGCCACGGACAUGGUCGCAGGACAACAGGACAUGGACGUAACAACAGGGCCGGAAACAACAGAUGUUCCAGCUGCCAAGGAAGGGGGAGGAAGAGAUGCACGUUCUGCCAUGGACACGGACACAAGACCUGCCCUACCUGUCAGGGCAACAGAAACCUGAUGCACUUCAUUCAGCUCACCAUCACAUGGAAGAACCACGUGUUUGAGUUCGUACCGGACCGGCUGCCUGAGUUCCCUCUCAAGAAGUUUGAGAAGGUGUCUGGGGACGCCUUCUUCAUUGAUGAAAGUAUUCUGGUGUACCCCAUCGUGGGUUUUCCUGACCAGGAGAUCUGUGACGCCUCCAGGAAGGCGUCUCAGGAACACCACAGCAAGUUCUCACCACAGCAAGUUCCCUGUCGCAUCCUACAACAGGUGAGUUAUCUCUGGGUCUAUAGCUGGUGUCCUGGUCCAAUACUCAUCCUACAUCAGGUGAGUUAUCUCUGGGUCUAUAGCUGGUGUCCUGGUCCAAUACUCAUCCUACAUCAGGUGAGUUAUCUCUGGGUCUAUAGCUGGUGUCCUGGUCCAAUACUCAUCCUACAUCAGGUGAGUUAUCUCUGGGUCUAUAGCUGGUGUCCUGGUCCAAUACUCAUCCUACAACAGGUGAGUUAUCUCUGGGUCUAUAGCUGGUGUCCUGGUCCAAUACUCAUCCUACAACAGGUGAGUUAUCUCUGGGUCUAUAGCUGGUGUCCUGGUCCAAUACUCAUCCUACAACAGUUGAGUUAUCUCUGGGCCUAUAGCUGGUGUCCUGGUCCAAUACUCAUCCUACAUCAGGUGAGUUAUCUCUGGGUCUAUAGCUGGUGUCCUGGUCCAAUACUCAUCCUACAUCAGGUGAGUUAUCUCUGGGCCUAUAGCUGGUGUCCUGGUCCAAUACUCAUCCUACAUCAGGUGAGUUAUCUCUGGGCCUAUAGCUGGUGUCCUGGUCCAAUACUCAUCCCAUCAGGUGAGUUAUCUCUGGGUCUAUAG